Antechinus flavipes (yellow-footed antechinus) is the source of this 1202-nucleotide messenger RNA. Its product is annotated as keratin-associated protein 5-5-like. NCBI's taxonomy places the organism in Eukaryota, Metazoa, Chordata, Mammalia, Dasyuromorphia, Dasyuridae. The record is from RefSeq and is a predicted model, not a curated record. The coding region runs from base 1 to 675 and encodes 224 amino acids. The transcript has a single exon.
AUGAGCUGCUGUGGCUGUUCAGGAGGCUGUGGCUCCAGCUGUGGAGGCUGUGGCUCCAGCUGUGGGGGCUGUGGCUCCAGCUGCUGUGUGCCCGUCUGCUGCUGCAAACCUGUGUGCUGCUGUGUGCCAGCCUGCUCCUGCUCUAGCUGUGGUGGAGGCUGCAAGGGAGGCUGUGGCUCCAGCUGUGGAGGCUGCAAGGGAGGCUGUGGCUCCAGCUGUGGAGGCUGCAAGGGAGGCUGUGGCUCCAGCUGUGGGGGCUGCAAGGGAGGUUGUGGCUCCAGCUGUGGGGGCUGCAAGGGAGGCUGUGGUUCCAGCUGUGGGGGCUGCAAGGGAGGCUGUGGCUCCAGCUGUGGGGGCUGCAAGGGAGGCUGUGGCUCCAGCUGUGGGGGCUGCUGUCAGUCCAGCUGCUGCAAGCCUGUCUGCUGUUGUGUGCCUGCUUGCUGCUGCUCCAGCUGUGGUGGAGGCUGUGGGGGUUGUUGCCAGUCCAGCUGCUGCAAGCCCUGCUGCUGCCAGUCCAGCUGCUGUAAGCCCUGCUGCUGCCAGUCCAGCUGCUGUAAGCCCUGCUGCUGCCAGUCCAGCUGCUGUAAGCCCUGCUGUUGCCAGUCCAGCUGCUGUAAGCCCUGUUGCUGCCAGUCCAGCUGCUGUGCACCCAUUUGCUGCCAGUGUAAGAUCUGAGGCUCACUUCAUCCAUUCCCCAUUUGACUGUGAGGAAAACUUGCCCUGCCUCAGCAAGACUUCUCCUCCACUCCCAUCUCCCACCCACAGCUCUUGUCUCAGCAUCCUUGCUGAUGACCCAGGACCCAGCACCAUCAGGGAACCCUGAGUCUGGGAUUUCCUGAUCUCUUUACUUAUCCUUACAACAGCCCUUCCAGAGGAACCCUCUUUAUCCCCUUCUCCCCAUCCUUCCCAGGCUCUCCAACUUCCCCGGUCAAGGGGACAUCACCCUGCCAAGAACAACCGGCAAAGGGCUGCCCAGCAAACCAUGCAGACCCCCAGGGGAACCUCUGGUCAUCUCCAAGGAUCAUCUGCCCUUCUCCCAGAUGUGAGGCCAUCACUGGGGAUUGCUGCACUGCCUCCCAACAGCCUUCAUUCCUGGAUUCCCCAACUCUCUCCUCCAAAGGGUCUCUUUGCUUAUCUUGGGCUCCUUUGGCUGUCCCUGGAAACCAGGGAAACAAUUUUGUUUCAAUAAAAGCUACCCUUAA